This is a messenger RNA of Zootermopsis nevadensis, 9598 nucleotides long. It is a transcript of the gene cher, whose product is annotated as filamin A protein cher. The record is from RefSeq and is a predicted model, not a curated record. Lineage: Eukaryota; Metazoa; Arthropoda; Insecta; Blattodea; Termopsidae. Gene Ontology annotation, molecular function: actin filament binding. Gene Ontology annotation, biological process: actin cytoskeleton organization.
AGUCGAAAGCAAGACGGUGAGGGAGCAAGUUCAAUAAGUAUUGUUGUGAAAAAAUAAAUAUACUCAAGUUUCAUAUCUAAGGCGCAAUAUUAAAGUGUUUGAAUUUGUGCUUGAUUUGCUGGUUGUAUACUCUUCGGGCGCAGCAGACAGUAAUUGUUGGAUAUCCUCACCAGGCGCAGCGCAGUGUGGUUCUUGGAUUUCCUCACCAGGUGGAGUUUUUAUCACACGUACAUAAUGAAUAAUAAUAAUGAAGCAGGAACAGAAAGUUGCAGUACAGAUGAUCAAGACGAGAUGGUUGCUACGGAGCGUGAACUAGCAGAAGACGCGCAAUGGAAACGUAUUCAACAAAAUACCUUUACUCGGUGGGCAAACGAGCAUUUAAAAACGGUCAACAAGCACAUCGGCAAUUUGGAAACGGAUCUAUGUGACGGCUUACGACUUAUAACCCUCAUUGAAGUGUUAUCAGGCAAAAGGCUACCAAAACAUAAUAAAAGGCCAACUUUCCGGUCACAAAAACUCGAGAAUGUCUCCGUAGCACUAAAGUUCCUGGAGGAUGAUGAGUCUAUACGAAUCGUGAAUAUCGAUUCAACAGAUAUUGUGGACUGCAAGUUAAAACUAAUCCUUGGCCUGAUAUGGACUCUUAUACUUCAUUAUUCCAUUUCUAUGCCCAUGUGGGAGGGAGAAGAUGAACCUCCAUAUGGUGAAGGAAAGGGUCCUACACCCAAACAGAGAUUACUACAUUGGAUCCAAAGCAAAGUUCCGGAUCUUCCCAUUACAAACUUCACAUCAGACUGGAAUGAUGGCAAAGCUGUUGGAGCAUUGGUUGAUGCUGUUGCACCAGGGCUUUGCCCAGAUUGGCAAGACUGGAAUCCAAAAGACUCUGUCCAAAAUGCAUCAGAGGCCAUGGGUCUGGCAGAUGAUUGGUUGAACGUUAGACAGUUAAUCAAACCAGAAGAAAUGGUGAAUCCAAACAUGGAUGAAAUGUCAAUGAUGACAUACCUUUCUCAGUAUCCAAGUGCAAAGUUGAAGCCUGGAGCACCCUUGCGACCUCGCACUAACCCCAACAGCAUUCCUCCACCUCGGGUACGAGCAUAUGGUCCUGGAAUUGAACCAUCUGGCCCUGUGGUUGGAGCACCAGCAAACUUCACUGUUGAAACUUUUUCAGCUGGUAAAGGCAAAAUUGAUGUCACUGUGGAAAACCCUAAUGGACAGCUGGAGCCUGUUGAUAUUCGUUUCAAUAAGGAUCGUAAUUUGACGUACAGUGUGUCAUAUGUUCCUCGUUUGGAAGGGAAUCACAAAGUGUCUAUAAAAUUUGCUGGACGUGAAAUACCAAAGUCACCUUAUACUGUGUCUGUGGAAGGUCAUGCAGGUGAUCCAACCAAGGUUACAGCCUCAGGACCUGGUUUGCAGCCUGAUGGUGUGAUGAUAAACCGGCCAACAUACUUUGACAUAUCUACCAAGGAUGCUGGCCGUGGCGUUCCAGAAGUAAUUAUUCUUGACCCAUCGGGUCACAAAAACACUGUGCCAGUGAAAGUGCGCCCUAUUUCUCAAGAUGUGUGGCGGUGUGAAUAUGUGUCCCCAGCCAUUGGUUUGCAUUCUGUGAAUGUCUUCUUUGCAGGACAACCUAUACCCAACAGUCCUUAUGGUGUGCGAGUAGCUCCAGUAUCGGAUGCUAAGAAGGUUAGGGCCUCAGGCCGAGGUCUGCAACCCAGUGGAGUGCGAGUUGGUGAUGUUGCUGAUUUUAAGAUUUACACAGAAGGAGCAGGAGAAGGCAGCCCAGAAGUUCGUGUUAUUGGACCAGGUGGGGUGAAUGAACCAGUGAAGGUUCGCAAGGUGGAUGGUACAACAUAUGAAGCAGUCUACCAUCCUCGCAAGGAAGGGCGGCAUGUUGUGAUGGUGACAUUUGCUGGGCAGGAGAUUCCACGAUCACCAUUUGAUGUAAAUGUAGGUCCCUACAAACAGACCAGGAUUCGUGCAUAUGGACCAGGCUUGGCUGGUGGUGUAGUGGGUUACCCUGCACUCUUCACUGUAGAAACAAAUGGAGAAACUGGAGCUCUUGGAUUUAGUAUUGAGGGUCCAUCACAAGCAAAGAUUGACUGUCAUGACAAUGGUGAUGGCUCUGCUGAUGUGAGAUAUUAUCCAACUGCACCUGGGGAGUAUGCUGUGCACAUCCUGUGUGACAAUGAGGAUAUUCCAAAAUCACCAUACAUAUCUCAAAUUCUUCCAAGUACAGACUACUACCCUGAUAAGGUUGAGUGCUUUGGUCCUGGUGUGCAACGUGAUGGAGUGAGCAAGGGCCAGCGAGCACAGUUUACAAUCGACACACGGCAUGCAGGAUCAGCUCCUCUUGAUGUCCAAGUCCUUGAUGCCAAUUGCAACAACAUUGAUGUGAAUGUUCGUAGUAAUGGUGAUGGCACAUAUACUGCAGAGUACAUUCCCAAGACUGGCUCACGACAUACAGUGCAGGUGAAUUAUGGUGGUGUAGCAACGCACAACAGCCCACAUCGAGUCUUUGUGUCAGAACCAGCUAAUGCUGCGCAGGUACACAUCUUUGGUCCAGGAGUGGAGAAAGGUGUGAAGUGCAAUACAGAAACACACUUCAACAUUGACUGCAGAGAUGCAGGACAAGGUGACAUCCAGAUAGCACUGACUAAUGAAAAGGGAACAGAUGUUCCUCUUGCUGUCACUGACAAUGAGGAUGGAACGUUCACAGUUGACUACUGUGCACCAGCGCCUGGAAACUAUACGCUGAAUGUUUUGUAUGGGGGAGUCACUGUACCUCGUUGUCCACUCAGAGUGUCUGUUCAGCCUCACGUUGAUGUUUCUAAGAUAAAGGUGGAUGGCUUGGAACCAACGGCCCCCGUCAACAGUUUGCAGCAAUUCCGAGUGAUCACACAAGGUGCUGGUAAGGCAGAUUUUGCUGUUGCAAUAACUAGUCCUUCAGGAAGUCAAGUAAAGGCACAUGUGAUUCCAACACAUGAAGGAUUUCUGGUGAACUUUACACCCACGGAACUUGGUGAAUACCUUCUCAGUAUAUCAUUUGGUGGAGAGCCAGUGUCUCCAACGCCUUAUCGUCUUGCGUGUACAACUGGCAGUGAACCUGGCAAAGUACAUGCUUCAGGACCAGGAUUAGCCCAUGGCAUUGUGGGUAAACCUGCAGAAUUCCGCAUUGACACAAGAGGUGCAGGACAAGGUGGUCUUGGUGUUACGGUGGAAGGACCGUGUGAAGCUGCCAUAAACUGCAGAGACAAUGGGGAUGGGACAUGUUCUGUUGCUUACCUGCCCACCGAGCCCGGAGACUAUGGUAUCAACAUUACCUUCAAUGAAUGUCAUAUUCCGGGCUCACCGUUCCAGGCAUUGGUGGUGCCAGACACAGAUUUGAAGCGCAUCAAAGUGUCUGGCAAUGGCAUUCAACCCCAUGGUGUGUAUGUUGAUUCCCCCACGGACUUCGUUGUUGAUUCACGUGCCAUUGCCAAACGUGAUGAUGGAAAAGUUACAUGUACCAUUACUAAUCCAUCUGGAACCAAGACUGAAAAUCUCAUUACACCAUUAGCAGAUGGCACAUACCGAAUAAGUUACACUCCAUUUGAAGAAGGACGGCACACAAUUGACAUCUUGUAUGAUGGACUUCCAAUUCCUGGCUCACCAUUUGUGGUAAAUGUGCGCAGAGGUUGUGAUCCUAGCAAAUGCAGGGCAUUUGGUCCUGGUUUGGAGCAUGGUUUGGUGGAUCAAGCAAAUGUGUUCACUGUUGAAACAAAAGGUGCUGGCACUGGAGGUUUGGGUUUAGCUAUUGAGGGUCCAUCUGAGGCAAAAAUGACAUGCAAAGACAACCGUGAUGGAUCCUGCUCAGUGGAAUAUAUUCCCACAGAACCAGGAGAUUAUGAUGUCAGCAUAAAGUUUGCUGAUCAGCACAUCCCCGGCUCUCCAUUUAAGGUUCCUGUGGAUAAAACAGUGGAUGCUUCUUCAGUCAAAGCAUAUGGACCUGGUUUGGAUCCCAAGAAGUGUCGUGCAGGUACACCUGUAGCAUUCAAAGUUGAUGCAACUAAGUCUGGGAAGGCUGCAUUGGGUGUUAAUAUUCAAACAGACAGAGGGACUUUGGCACCAGAGGUCCGUGAUAAUGGUGAUGGAACUUACGAUGUCACCUAUGUGCCACCUUCAGAGGGCAGCAGUGUCAAAGCAAAAAUAACGUGGGAUGGGAAGGAUAUCCCAAACAGCCCUUACCAACUGAAAGUCCGUCCAAGGGUGGAACCAGAUCAGGUUAAAGUUGAGGGACCUGGUGUGUCAGGCAAGGGUGUUCCUGCAUCCCUGCCUGCAGAAUUCACCAUUGACACAAGUCAGGCAGGCUAUGGUGACCUUGAGGUUCAGGUGAAGGGUCCUGAUGGUUAUCCCAGGAAAGUAAAGGUAGCGGACAAUGGUGAUGGAACAUUUAAAGCUACCUACAUUCCUGAUGACUGUGGGCGAUACAAAGUUAGUGUCAAGUAUGGUGGAAAAGAAGUGCCACAUUCUCCAUUCCAGGUUCAAGCAUUUGCAACUGGCAGUGCAGAGAAAUGUCAGAUCACAGAGGGUAUUCAGCAAGCACUGACAAGUGGGGAAGAAUACUGCAUCACUGUGAACGCCAAGAAUGCAGGCUACGGGGCAGUCACGUGCUGUAUUCGUUCUACAUCAGGAAGUGAUUUGGACAUCGAUAUUGAAGACAAUGGAGAUGGAACGUUCAGCAUCUAUUACACAGUAAAGGACGCAGGUGACUACACCCUGAGUGUGAAAUUUGGCGGCCAACCGGUACCCGGCGGCUUCUAUAUGUUCACUGCUGGAUCAGAGGAAUACGUGAAGCAGACGACAGUUACCAAGGAUACGCGACACCCUGGUCAGCAUCAGUACCGCCCAGUACAGUUGAAUAACAUCCCUCUACCUACCACCGGAGGACACGUCACGGCUGAAAUAAAAAUGCCAAGUGGAAACAUAGAUAAGCCAAUCAUUGAAGACAACCGGGAUGGGACAGUAAGUGUCAAGUACGAGCCAAGAGAAGAAGGCCUGCAUGAACUCUCAGUGAAAUACAAUGGGGAACAUGUUCAAGGUUCACCAUUCAAGUUUCAUGUGGAUUCCCUCAGUAGUGGCUAUGUGACGGCAUAUGGACCAGGUCUUACUCAUGGUGUUUGCGGUGAACCGUCCAACUUUACUAUCUCAACGAAGGGGGCAGGAGCAGGUGGUUUGUCCCUGGCAGUUGAAGGUCCAAGCAAAGCAGAGAUCAGCUGCCAUGACAACAAAGAUGGUACAGUAUCAGUAUCAUAUUUGCCAACAGCCCCUGGAGAAUACAAAAUCUCUGUCAAGUUUGGUGACAAGCAUAUUAAAGGCAGUCCUUACAAUGCGAAGAUAACAGGAGAAGGAAGGAAGAGGAACCAGAUUUCAGUUGGCUCCUGCAGUGAAGUGUCAUUCCCGGGAAAGGUUUCAGAUGCAGACAUCAGGUCACUGAAUGCCUCAAUCCAAGCACCAAGUGGACUAGAAGAGCCAUGCUUCUUGAAACGGCUUCCAAAUGGCAAUAUUGGAAUCUCAUUUACUCCACGUGAGGUUGGAGAACACACUGUGUCUGUGAAGCGCCUUGGUAAACACAUUGCCAACUCACCUUUCAAGAUAAAUGUUGGAGAAAGAGAGGUUGGAGAUGCCAAGAAGGUGAAGGUGUCAGGAUCAGCUCUGAAGGAAGGCAGUACACAUGUUGACAACACAUUCACUGUGGACACCCGAAAUGCAGGUUAUGGUGGUCUAUCCCUUUCAAUUGAGGGUCCUAGCAAGGCAGAGAUCCAGUGCAAGGAUAAUGAAGAUGGAACUCUGAACAUCUCAUAUAAGCCCACAGAACCUGGUUACUACAUUGUGAAUCUCAAGUUUGCUGACCAUCAUGUUGAUGGUUCACCCUACACUGUGAAGGUUGGUGGCGAAGGCUCAAACAGGCAACGGGAGAAAAUCCAGCGUCAAAGAGAAGCUGUACCCAUCACAGAAGUUGGCAGUGAGUGCAAGCUGACCUUCAAGAUGCCAGGAAUCACAUCAUUUGACCUUUCUGCCACGGUGACAUCGCCUGGAGGAGUGACUGAGGAUGCUGAGAUCAAUGAGGUUGAAGAUGGAUUGUAUGCUGUUCACUUUGUUCCAAAGGAACUGGGUGUUCACACAGUGUCAGUUAAAUAUAAGGAAGUGCAUAUACCAGGGUCGCCGUUCCAGUUCACUGUCGGUCCUCUUAAAGACGGGGGUGCACACCGUGUGCAUGCGGGUGGUCCAGGUCUUGAACGGGGUGAACAGGGCCAACCCUGCGAAUUCAAUGUUUGGACUCGUGAGGCAGGAGCUGGUUCCCUUGCCAUAUCUGUUGAGGGUCCUAGCAAAGCAGGAAUAGACUUCAAGGACCGAAAAGAUGGUUCUUGCUACGUCAGUUACGUUGUCUCAGAGCCAGGUGAAUAUCGUGUGGGAAUCAAAUUCAAUGACCAGCACAUUCCCGACUCUCCUUACAAACUAUUCAUUUCCCCAGCAAUGGGGGAUGCACACAAACUGGAAGUGUUCCAGUUCCCAAAUUCAGGUGUGCAAGCAGACAAGCCUGCAGCCUUCCUUGUGCGAAAGAAUGGAGCUAAGGGAGAAUUGGAUGCUAAGAUUGUUUCACCAUCUGGAAUUGAGGAUGAUUGCUUCAUCCAGUCGAUAGAUUCUGACACAUACUCAGUACGGUUUAUGCCUCGAGAUAAUGGUGUCAACAACAUUUAUGUUAAAUUCAAUGGUGUCCACAUCCCGGGCUCACCAUUCCGCAUCAAGGUCGGCAAAGAGGACGCAGACCCAGCGGCAGUCAACGCACAUGGAAAUGGGUUGGGUGAUGUGAAGACAGGUCAGAAGACAGAUUUCCUGGUUGACACUUGUAAUGCUGGUGCUGGAACACUGGCAGUGACAAUUGAUGGUCCGUCUAAGGUGUCAAUGGAUUGUACAGAAGUUGAGGAAGGGUAUAAGGUGCGCUACACCCCUCUUGUGCCAGGAGACUACUUCAUCAGUAUCAAAUACAAUGGCUACCACAUUGUGGGCUCACCUUUCAAGGUUUCCUGUACAGGAGACGAUCUGGCAGAGAGAGGAGCUCAAGAAACUUCAUCUGUUGUCGUAGAAACUGUACAAAAGGUUUCCAAGAGCAAACAGGUAGGGCCUGUGCUUCCAUUGUUCAAGUCAGAUGCUUCAAAAGUGUCUAGCAAAGGCAUGGGUCUCAAGAAGGCCUACCUCCAAAAGCAGAAUAUGUUCACCGUUCAUGCAGGAGAUGCCGGAAACAACAUUCUGUAUGUGGGUGUGUAUGGUCCCAAGAGCCCAUGUGAAGAGGUGUUCAUCAAACAUAUGGGACGCAACAAUUAUCAAGUAAACUAUGUUGUGCGGGAUCGAGGUGAAUACAUCGUCAUUGUUAAGUGGGGAGAUGAUCAUAUCCCAGGCUCACCAUUUAAAGUGGAGGUGUGAUUUCCAUCCAUAGCAUUUCCUACAUUUUGACUAAGCAACAAUAUUAGCAUCUUUAUAGGAUUUUGCAUUAAAGGAAGGAUUCCAGAGUAUCACAGAAACUCAAAUGGAAAAAUGUAAUUGUGGAUUACACAUAAGUUGGUGUUUUGAAGGAGUAGUAUUUCAUUUCAAUAUUUCAGCCACAAUUUAGAGGAGUAGAAGUACUUGAAGGACUUUACUCAUUUACAUUCAAAACAACAUUAAACAGUUCUUAGUUAUGAAGUCCUGAGGGCCCUUUACUAGAUAACAGAUAUCUGGCAUCUUAAACUAGUCAGAUUAUAUGAAGUGUAGCUGUGUGUUAUAUUUCUUUACUGUUAUCCUGCUGUAAAUUUAAUGCCUUUCAAGGAACCUUGUUUGACCCUGUUUUAAAAUUUUGUGCUACACAGUACAUUAAUUUAGUUUUCCAAACAAUGGAAUAAAGUGGCCAAAGAAACUAUUUAGGUGUUCACCAUUGGUAACUGAGUGCUGCAUGUGUGACUUUUCCAUGAUAUGUGAACUUGCAAGUAUUGAAUUUGAAACCACAGCGUGGCUUAGAAUAUGCUGAUUUAUUUUUGAACAGUUAACUGCAGAAACACAGAACAUAACCAGACAUUUGCAACAGUUUCUUAAGAAAGUCUUCCAUGCAUGAACUCGAAAUCAUUCCAAGGACCAACACUUGCCAGUUCCCAGCAUGCGUUGAAGUAGAGACAGAUCAUUCCACCUGAGUUUCUGUGAUAUGCCAUCCUGUUGUUUUAAUAUGAUAAAAAGUGCCUUAAAUUAUUGAUAUAGUCAUUUCCUGAUAAUCUGCAGCCAGAGUUGUCCUUGGCAAACAUACACAUGACAUCCACCAAUGAACUGAUCAUUUAACCGUAGUGCCUUGCAGCCAGCCUGUGCAGAAUCUGUACAGUUCUCUUGGGCAGCAUCAGUGGAUAUUUAAGGACCAGAAAUCCUAGGUUCCUAGUGAAUGGGAGUUUUAAAUUUGAGUGACUUAAAGAAAAGUGAAUUUAUAUUUUAAACUGCUUAACACUUGUUUUAUCAAACCAUACUGCAUAUAAUUUGGACAGGUAUUUUUAUUACAAGUUGCUCAAUAUUUGUUAUAUAAUACUCUGACAAAAUUUACCUAAUAAAAAUAUUGUGCUAGUGACUGGAAGGUAUACACAAAAAUAAGGCUUUAACUACAAGCAACUAAUCACAGCAAUGUGUAAAGUGAAUAGCAUUGCCCUUUUGGUUGGUCCAAAAUACAGGUAGGUGCCAUAAAAUUUGCAUGUUUGAGAUAUGUAUAUGCACUCUUUAAUUGUUAUACAUUGAAGUACUAUACAAGCACUGUUAUCAUUAUGGAGUUGCAGGUAUUGUGGUCAUUUCAUGUAGUCAUGUGCAUGCACCUGAGACAGACACAGAGAGACUUUUUUCCUCAAUUUUAUACAAAUUAUUUUUCAUUAUUUUCAUUUGCUUGUUCGUGCUAUCCAAUUUCUUGCAGAGUCUGUUUUUGUUAGCAGUGGCGACAUGGGAGUAACAUCAUAUUAUUAAUUUGUGUGUCACUGUUAGGAUCACAUUGCCAUAUAUUUAAUUUACACUGCCCAUACUAAAAUUCUUUAAGAACAUUUAAAAUCAUUCAGAAUGAUUGCUGAGUAAUAAGCCUUAUUUGUAAUAAAUGUAUAUGUAGGUUGAGUUCCAUUUAACAAGUUAAGAUUGCAAAAUUUGUAUGAUUAAAACAUGUGUAAGAAGCUACAUUCAUGCUCCAGAUUCGAAUGACAAGUAAAGUGUCAUUUCCAGUCAUUUUGAAAUGUAUUUUAAUAUAACUUUACUUUCUCAAUUUUCUUGAUGGAAGGGGGAGGGGGGAAGUACCCAAUCACCAGUCGCCACUGAUUGUUACAUAUAUUUUGUAGUUAGUAUGAUUCAUGACAAUUGUAUUAGAUGAGACCAAUUUAAACUGUAGCUUGAAGCUUUUAACUGCAGAAUUUAUGUUAAAGUAAAUAGCAAGUGCCUUACACUAUGACAAAAGAAGUAAGUAAUUCUGAGCAAAAUUUGUAUUAGAUUGCAAGAAACUUGUAAUUUUUCCUUUGUGGCUGUAGUUUAUAAUUAGUGUAAUGUAUUAUAAAAUAAAUCCUGUACAUAUUUUCAUUCA